This is a messenger RNA of Syzygium oleosum, 3423 nucleotides long. RefSeq names its product copper-transporting ATPase RAN1. The coding region runs from base 131 to 3160 and encodes 1009 amino acids. Gene Ontology annotation, biological process: monoatomic cation transport. The transcript is spliced from 9 exons. Gene Ontology annotation, cellular component: membrane. Gene Ontology annotation, molecular function: copper ion binding; ATP hydrolysis activity; ATPase-coupled monoatomic cation transmembrane transporter activity. The record is from RefSeq and is a predicted model, not a curated record. Lineage: Eukaryota; Viridiplantae; Streptophyta; Magnoliopsida; Myrtales; Myrtaceae.
UAGGAAGAAACGUCUUCCUCUUUUCCCCCCGCCCCUUUGAAACUCCGGUGAGCGUCGAACAGUCGAUUCCCCCUUCGCUUCGCGUUCCGAUCGGGAGAUCCCCGAGCUCCGGUACCGGUUCCGGCUACCGAUGGCGCCGAGCUUCGCGGACCUCCAGCUGUCGCGGCUCCACGGCGGCGGCGCCGCCGCCGCCAACGCCGGCGGGGAGGACCUGGAGGGGGGCGGCGGCGACCUCGAGGACGUGAGGCUCCUCGACUCGUACGAGGACAACUCCCCGGGGAGCGCCGGGGAGGGAGGGAUGAGGAUGGUUCAGGUGAGGGUGACCGGGAUGACCUGCGCCGCUUGCUCGAAUUCCGUGGAGGAAGCUCUCCGGGGCGUCGACGGCGUCUUGCGAGCCUCCGUGGCCCUGCUGCAGAGCAAGGCGGACGUUGUCUACGAUCCUGGUUUGGUCGAGGAAGUAGACAUCAAGAAUGCAAUUGAAGAUGCAGGUUUUGAGGCAGAGAUUCUGCCUGAACCAAAUUCUUCAAAAACAAAGCAGCAAAAAACUCUCUUGGGUCAGUUCACUAUCGGAGGAAUGACCUGCGCAGCCUGUGUUAAUUCUGUUGAAGGUAUCUUGAGAAGUCUUCCUGGUGUCAAGGGAGCAGUAGUUGCAUUGGCGACAUCAUUAGGUGAAGUUGAGUACGAUCCUGCCGUAAUAAGUAAAGAUGAUAUAGUUGAAGCGAUUGAAGAUGCUGGUUUUGAAGCUUCACUGGUGCAGAGUAGUCAACAGGAUAAGAUCAUUCUUGGUGUCACUGGGGUAUUCAGUGGGAUGGAUGUGCAUUUUCUAGAGGGCAUACUAAGCAGCUUAAAGGGUGUUAGACAAUUUCGCUUUGAUGGGACGUCUGGAGAACUCGAUAUUCUCUUUGAUCCUGAAGUUGUGACCUCCCGCUCCUUAGUUGACUCAAUUGAGGAAGCGAGCAGUGGCAAGUUUAAGUUACACGUGAUGAGCCCAUAUUCAAGGAUGACCUCUAAAGAUGUUGAAGAAACAGCUAACAUGUUUCGGCUUUUCACAUCUAGCUUAUUUUUAAGUAUUCCGGUCUUUCUCAUUCGGGUAGUUUGUCCUCGAAUACCAAUGGUCUACUCUCUACUGCUAUGGCGUUGUGGACCUUUUUUAAUGGGUGAUUGGUUGAAGUGGGCAUUGGUGAGCGUCGUGCAAUUUGUGAUCGGCAGGCGUUUCUAUGUUGCAGCCGGCAGAGCUCUGCGCAAUGGUUCAACUAAUAUGGAUGUCUUGGUUGCAUUGGGAACUUCGGCAUCUUACUUCUAUUCUGUUGGUGCACUUCUUUAUGGUGCACUUACUGGGUUUUGGUCUCCUACGUACUUUGAGACAAGCUCCAUGCUGAUAACUUUUGUACUCUUGGGGAAAUACUUGGAGUCUCUUGCAAAAGGGAAAACAUCUGAUGCCAUCAAAAAGCUUGUGGAACUUGCACCUGCAACAGCAUUGCUGCUUGACAAGGACAAAGGAGGAAGGUGUAUAGGUGAACGAGAAAUAGAUGCUUUGCUGAUUCAGCCGGGUGACAUAUUGAAAGUUCUGCCUGGUACAAAGGUUCCUGCUGAUGGCACGGUAGAAUGGGGAUCUAGUUAUGUUAAUGAGAGUAUGGUAACUGGUGAAUCUGUCCCUGCUCUGAAGGAGGUCAAUUUGUCAGUCAUUGGAGGCACAAUCAAUUUACACGGUGCCCUUCACAUUCGAGCUACCAAAGUAGGAAGUGAUGCGGUCUUGAGUCAGAUCAUUAGCUUGGUUGAGACAGCACAGAUGUCCAAAGCUCCUAUACAGAAGUUUGCUGAUUUUAUUGCUAGCAUCUUUGUCCCCACUGUUGUUGCUUUGUCCUUUUUUACAUUUUUGGGUUGGUAUGUUGCUGGCGCUUUUGGAGCUUAUCCAGAAGAGUGGCUGCCAGAUAAGAGCAAUUACUUUGUUCUUGCCCUGAUGUUCGCAAUAUCAGUAGUAGUUAUUUCUUGCCCUUGUGCCCUUGGGUUGGCAACACCUACUGCUGUGAUGGUGGCAACAGGGGUUGGUGCUAACAAUGGUGUGUUGAUAAAAGGUGGAGAGGCUUUGGAGAGUGCCCAGAAGGUUAAGUAUGUAAUAUUCGAUAAAACAGGCACCCUUACACAGGGGAAAGCCACUGUUACAACGGCAAAAGUUUUCAACGAGAUGGACCGCGGACAGUUCCUCAAUUUGGUGGCUUCUGCAGAGGCUAGCAGUGAACAUCCUCUGGGGAAAGCAAUUGUGGAGUAUGCUCGCCAUUUCCAUUUCUUUGAUGAUCCUUCUGAAACUGAUGACGCUACAAACUCCAAGGAGUCAAAGAUUUCUGGAUGGCUCCAGGAUGUCACAGGGUUUUCUGCUCUUCCAGGAAAGGGAAUUCAGUGCUUUAUUGAAGGGAAGCGAGUACUGGUUGGCAAUCGGAAGCUGUUGGCUGAAAGUGGAAUUGCCAUUCCAACUCAUGUGGAAAAGUUUGUUGUAGACCUUGAAGAAAGUGCAAAAACAGGCAUACUUGUUGCAUCUGGUGAUGCCUUGAUCGGUGUUCUGGGGGUUGCAGAUCCGCUGAAAAGGGAAGCUGCUGUGGUUAUAGAAGGUCUCAAGAAGAUGGGUAUAAGGCCUGUAAUGGUGACAGGGGAUAACUGGAGGACAGCUCGGGCUGUUGCCAAGGAGGUCAGCAUAGAAGAUGUGAGGGCGGAGGUAAUGCCAGCAGGAAAAGCGGAAGUUAUUUGCUCAUUCCAAAAGGAUGGGAGUAUUGUUGCUAUGGUUGGUGACGGAAUCAACGACUCUCCUGCUCUAGCUGCUGCGGAUGUGGGCAUGGCUAUUGGGGCAGGGACUGACAUAGCAAUAGAAGCUGCCGACUAUGUUCUUAUGAGGAACAACCUAGAAGAUGUGAUUACAGCCAUUGAUCUAUCUAGGAAGACCUUUGCACGAAUCCGCUGGAACUAUGUCUUCGCAAUGGCCUACAACGUGAUUGCGAUACCGGUUGCGGCCGGUGUUUUCUUCCCUUGGUUGAGGAUAGUGUUGCCGCCGUGGGUGGCUGGUGCGUGCAUGGCUUUCUCGUCUGUGAGUGUUGUGUGCUCUUCUUUACUCCUUAGAAGAUACAAAAAGCCCAGACUCACGACUAUUCUGGAAAUAACUGUAGAGUAGACAAGAAAGGAGAAUAAUAGAGAGAUUUUUCAGAGGGGAAAAAAAAAGAAAGGAAAUUGCGGGGAUAAGAAUGUUGUUGUAGCUUUCAGCUUAGUGAGUGAGGACACAAAAUGGGAUACAAUGUGUGUGAAUGGAAAUGAGUAUCCCAAUUUUGUGCACUUUUUAAAUAUUCUUUUCACUUUAUGAUGAUGGGGGUGUAAUUUUUCCACCCCACUGAAUGUAAAUGUCACAUGCAUAAAAUAUACUGUAAAUUUUUUUCUCUC